This is a messenger RNA of Cotesia congregata, 1398 nucleotides long. The record is from the annotation of a GenBank genome assembly. NCBI's taxonomy places the organism in Eukaryota, Metazoa, Arthropoda, Insecta, Hymenoptera, Braconidae.
AUGAGUGUGCCGAAAAAAUAUUUAUUUUGGUUUGCACAGGAGCACGUUGAUUUUCGUGUAGCGGAAAUUGAUUCAAUUCUAAGCUUAUUCAAAAUAGUCUCAUCCAAAUUGAAGCCAACUGAGGCACUAACACAUCAGCCUUAUUGGAUUGUCGAAACUGACUGCGAAGCAACUAUUAAAAAAAUAGCUAACAGAUCUGUGUCGAUAAGAUUUUGUAUAGAACUUUGGACGCAAGCAUCAGAUUUUUCUAAAUUUCAUGAAAGUCUACGAUUAUACUCAAACGAAAAGAUAUCAUAUCAUUCACAUCGAGAAAAAUCAUUCAAAAUUAUUGUUGAAACUUUCUGCAAACAUUUUUCUCAAAAAGAAAAAGUUGCCAAAAUUGAAACUCUUAAUUAUUUACCGUUUGAAGGACCAGUGGAUUUGAGUAAUCCUGACAACAGCUUCUAUUACAUCGAGUAUUAUGGCAUUAAUUCAAAUAAUAAAUCUGAGAAACCAGAAAAACUAUUUUUUGGUAAAUGGAUAGCUGACGGCCAAAGAAACUUGAUUCAGAAAUUAUCAUUAAAAACUCGAAAAUUUAUUGGAACUACUUCCAUGGACCCUCAACUUUCGUUACUUAUGGCUAACCAAGCACAGGUUAAAAAUGGUGAUAUUAUACUUGAUCCGUUUGUUGGAACCGGCUCUCUUUUAGUAGCUGCUGCACAAUUUGGUGGCUAUAUUAUAGGAGCUGAUAUCGAUUUCAUGAUGCUGCAUGCCCGAACAAGACCAACAAGAAUAACUCAAAAAACAAGAAGCAGUGAUGAAAGUGUAGCCGCAAAUAUUAAACAAUAUGGAAAAAGCUCUUGUUACCUAGAUGUUGUUGUGUCAGAUUUUUCAAAAGCUAUGUGGAAACCACAAAUGCGUGUCGAUGUCAUCAUUACUGAUCCACCUUACGGAGUUCGAGAAGCAACAGAACGUAUUGGAACUGUAAAAAAAAGUCCAAUUAUUCAGGAAAACCAAGUAUCUACUCAUAUACCAUCAAAAAUCGUAUAUAGUUUACCUCUUAUAUUCAAUGACUUAUUAAAGUUUGCUGUUCAACAUUUGGUACUAAAUGGAAGGCUGGUUUGCUGGUUUCCAGUAUAUCGAGAAUGUUAUUCCAUAGAACAAUUACCAUCCCAUCCUUGUUUACAAAUGAUUGCUAAUUCAGAACAAAUAUUAAGUAUUCAUGCAAGUCGAAGACUAUUAACAUAUAUGAAAAUAAGAGAGCCAUGUGAUGACGAUGCUGUAAAUACUUUGAAUAUGUUAGACUUCAGAGAAAUGUAUUUUGCAUUGAGAGAUGAAACACGUAAAGAAAAAAGAACUAAACAAGCAAUAGAACGAGCAACAAAUAAAGCAAAAUGGGAAGAACAAUGUAAAAAAUAA